AAUCAAGUCUGGCUGUGACUCGGCUCCGUCUAGCGCUCCGCUUCAAGUGCCGCGUUGCUUCAGUGCGUUGUCGACUCUCGCGGAGGAAUCAUGUCAGUUUGUUCCGGCUCGACGAUCUACGAGCGCGAACGGUGCGUCUUCUCGUGCUAACAUUUUUUUCGUUUUUAUUUUUCUUUACGCAAAUUGGAUUUGGGAUUAUUUCUUGCUGCCCUUAGAAGUGAUUUUGUGCCUGAGUUGGAUUAUUUUUCUUUUUUUUGGAAAGAAUCUUGUUAGUGAACGGUGUCUGUGUCAGUGAUGGAAUUGGAGUUCAGUGAGUUUCCUAAAUGGAUUUAAAGGUGUGUUUUAGAUUUAUGAAGUAACGGCGGCGUAAGGUCUUAUGGCAAGGCCUACGGAAUACGACGAUCCACCUUCUGGCGACAAUCUCGACACCAUGUGGAGCAUGGAUGCCGCCGGGGUGGACUGCGAUUGUCCAGGUCCGCCCCCCGAAUUUCUGUUGCCGCCACCACCACGACCGCCCAUUCUUCAACCGGCAGAUCCCAUGUACUGCUCGGAGGAUCCUUUACCAAUAGAAACCUGUGACGCUCUACCGCUAAUCGAUGCUAGCUAUAGGAGUAGUCCCACUUUCCAGACAUCGGCUGUGAUAGUUUUGUGUUCCGUACUUCUUGGACUUCUUGUGUUUAUAGCAGUUAUUGUAAUUUGGAAACAUAAAAGAAAAGUACAAAAUUUCCUCCCCUGUAAAAAUUCCCCACGAAACAACUGUGAUGUAAAUGUGGCUGCGGGUAUCUACGAAGAUCCUCGCGAUGUCGUUCCGAGGCAAAACCACGCCCAACACCACCAUCCACAACUGGCUGGUAGGCAUACUGUCGCACCAUCAAUAGAGAUGAUCGACGUUAAAAACAAUAUCCACUAUCCCAGCGGCUAUCCCAUAUCUCAACACCCGCCCGUGUUCCUAUGUUCUUCUCCAGGACCUGAUCCGUACUGUUCCCAGGACCUCUACAAUCCAGUAUACGAAGAAUUAAGCGACGCAGACAGCGAACUAACGCCCGCCCAUCACAGCGAAGAUGAAUUUGCCGAAGACGAACUGUCAUUGGCUGGAGAAAUGGAAAGAAGAAGACUGGACAUUCCUCCGCCGCCAUAUCGACCAGAAACGUGUAUAAGGCGAGACAUCCCGAGGUUCCGAAGACCCCACGAGCCUCUGCCGCCAGUUCCGGGAAACAAACGCAAUCGCAGCCUGGACAGGCGGCGGCAAGAGUUCCACGAAGGAAUGCUCCUCGACGCGCUUCUUCAGCUGUAUCCCCGAGUGGGCAGUGUCGAACACCCGCCUCCUCGAGGACGACAGAUCCCCAGCAUCACCCAAAGGAUACAAUGUAUGACUCCCGGGCCCUACGAGACAGUUCCGGUCAUAGGGCACUUGGCUACUUUUAGGCCCGUACCGAAACCGUACUCCCAAGACUCGGCUCUAGGUUCCGAUUCGGGCUACAGUAACCACACGAGUAUUAGAAGUUCGAAUAGAGGUAGAAGAGAUCCUAGGAGACUAUCACAAUUAAGUGCUGAGUUGGCGUUGACUUAGAGAACGGUGUCUCGAGUUUUGCGAUCGACAAUGGCAAAAUGUAGUUAAAUUUAGUGCAAUUACUUAAAAGAACCGUAUUUCGUACUUCGUACUAUUUUGGUUGCGGUUUUGUGUAUAUCAAACAUUUUAGUUAUAUUAUGCGAAAAUAAUAGACAGGUAUACUCAUAUUGAUGAAGCAGUAACAACGUGCCACUGUAAUUAAUAGAAACAGAUCAAAUCAACAAGCCAGUUAUUAAUAAAAAAACUACAGCACACUAAGCUUAUCUCACGAUUAAUCUACGAUUUAGGUACUCACGAUUAGUGUACGUUUAUCGUACGAUUAAUUCACGAUUAGUAUUAUUAUAUUUAUAUUCGAAUAUCCUACGAUUACUUUACAAUUAUUCUAUGAUUAUCGUACGAAUAAUCUAAAAUUGUGUGCUCGAAUAUAGUCGUAAAUACAUGGUAGGCAGAUAUGAUUAUGUAUUUUCAUUCUUACAUUUGUGUACUUACUAUGAGGUUGUGACUGUUUCUCUAAAAUUUUCCUAAAUACUGAUAGUAAUCCGAAAACAAAGUACUAAAUUUAUUAUAUUUUGAUUAUUUAUUGAUUUUCUAAUGAAAAUGCUCCCUACGCUUUUCAUAAAAAAUUUAAUUAAAUUUCUCUGCUUCAUCAACUUUCUUCGCAAUUGAAUAACAAAAAGUUUCUUCAGGUCUGUCCAAGUGAUUCGUAGAUGAUAUCUUAUUUUGUAUGUCACUAUCAAUCCCAUCAUUCCAUCAGAUUAUUGGAGAGGGAGAUACUAAAUGGUUUCUUUCUCUGUCAUGCAGCAGCGUCAUACUAUGCUUACCGCUCAGAUGAAUAUUUUGACCUCCCUCACCAUAAUUCUCUUCAUCCUUUUUCUAUAGGAGAUAAGAUUCUCCAUGUUUUAUGUUUUCUUAAAACUACUUGGUUGAGGGACCAUGAUUUUUCCAUGGCGUAAACGAGAAGGACCAUAUAUUUUCUAAUAUACUAUUUAUUAAGUAUCAGUUGCACAUCAUAUUCAAUAAAUAAAACAUAGUUUACCACGCUAUUGCUUAGUUUAAGCUUAUUUCUCAUACUUCGUCACGUUCCCAUCUAUAGCUUUACUAAAUGAACAUAUCAAAUUUUGUUAAACUAGAAAAAACUUAAAAUAGCAUAAAUUGCUACAAAAAGUUUUCUUACUACUUUUAGUACCUACCAGUAUUUCUGACACAAUAUAAAAUUAUAAACUAUUUUGUUGUUUCAAUUCCUGUCAGGAAGGAAUUUUGUAAUCGAUUUUUAACUUAUAUAUUCGUUAGCAAUUACAAAUGAAUUGAAAAUUUUACAUGGCAUAGAAAGUAACGCCGUCUAUUGAGAAAACGAUCAUUGAGAUAACUAGUAGCGCCAUCUUUUGACAAAAGUGAGAACUAAUUUUACCGUAUAAAAUUUACAAUGGCUUAAAAUUUAAAAUAAAACUCAACACAUCCAUAUAAAAGCUGUUGAAUAUUGCAUUGUCAUCGACUUCUGAGCUAUUCUGAAAAUUUCAGAUCUCUAGCUAGUCGGGAAGUAUGUUUAAAAUCGAUUACAAGAUUCCCGGACAAAAAAAACAGUCAAAGAACAGGCGAAGUAUAUAAAAACGUUUUAAAAAUGACCUUGUGGCUUCAAAAAUAUGAUUUAUGAUAAAAAAGAAACAUAAAAAUGGUUUAAUUUAAAUCAAAAAAUAAGUUUGAAACAAGUAUCGAACAUUGCAUUUCAUACCAAUACUAACUGUCUUUAGUAAGUUAAGAAAAUAUUUAUGUUGAAUAAAAACUUUCUGGUACACCUUGUACCUAAUUUGGCACACGCAAAGUCGAACAUUUCGCUAUUAACAAAAUACACAAACCGCACCCAAAGCAGUACGAUACACCUUUAUAAUUUACCAAAGUGUAUAAAUUGUAAUUUUACAGUUCCAAGUCUGACUAAUUAUUAUAAUUAUGAUAUCAAUUAUAGAUUAUAAUUGCAGCCGAUGCCAAUUUAUUAUUUGCUUAAUGACGGAAAAUAAGGAUAACUGGGAAAGUUUCUGCAUCAUUAGUAGAGUCAUUUUAAAUAUCUGGAUCCAGAACAGCGGCGUAUCAAAAAAUGUUUCGAACGGACGUCACUCAAAGAAUUGUACGAAAUAAUAUCGGCUAAAAGGUGAUUUUAGCUAAUUUGAAAUUUAUAUAUUUCAAAGAGCACAAUUAUUCUAUUAAUUUCCUUGUCAUAGACCCCACUUGUAUCUUACAGGUUCACAGGUACUUGAAUUUUGUCAAAUUUUUAUUUCUCGGUGGAAAUGAAUGGUUAUUCGCCCUGACUAGAGAACUUAAUUUUCUUCAGAACCAAUACAUGAAUACUUUUCUCUGUGGAUAGCGACGCCCAAUCCAUAUCUUGAGUAUCUCAUUUAUCCCAUAUACUUACUGUCAUCUGCUUCUUCUUUCAGUCUAAUCUAAAGUUCAGUUUCCAUUCUGAAAUUCCUGUUUCCGGCAUUUUUAGUUCUUGUGUUCUGUUCAUUUCUCGUAGCUUUUGUUUCCCAACACUUCCAUCUUGCCUCACCGUAUUUAUACCACUAUAAGGAAUUUCUUUACCUAGUUCAUCUCUCUACUUUCAUUCAUCUGUGUAUUUUUUGUAUUUGAUGUUCUAGGUAGAUCUUCUUUUAGUUCUAACUAAUCCUUUUGUCUGUGCUCUUGAUCUGUUGCUUUGUUUUCAUCUUUUCGAUGUUGUAGUAUUCUCAGUCUUUUGUGACUUUUUAUUUCCAGAAUUUCCUCUCAUUAAUUGUCAAACCAUUUUCGUUUUGGGUUAUUCCCCAUUUUUGUUCAAUGGUGUCCUGUUUGUUCUAUAACUGUUGCCAUUUGCUGCCAUGCUUGCGCUAUCUCUAUUAUCCUCUCGUAACAAUUGGAAUAUUUUGCUUUUUUAGCUCAGGCCUUUUAACAAUGGCCUAAAUCAUCUGCAAAUAAGAAUAUUAAGCGGGUAUCGUUUACCUCAACAAUCAUUCUAUAUGCUUUCCUGUCUCUUUAACGGCUGCUGCAACGUAAAUUCUGAAAUACUCGGAGAAAUAUAGUAUUCCUGCCUAAUCCCUUUCGUUAAUGCAAAAUUGUUAAUGAAGAAGAAUUUUGUCUUAAUUUUUUGUUUUAUGCGAAUACAUUAUCUGUAUUAAAGUAAAAGUGGACGAUGAAUUAACUGACCCAAUUGAAGCCGGCAAGGGAUGACAUGGGGAUUGCUUGAGUCCUUUAUUGUUCAACCUGAUCAUGAACGAAAUAAUAAAAAAGUAAGAACUAAAAAAGGAUACCAAAUGGGAGAAAAACAACUUAAAAUAAUCUGCUAGGCGGGCGAUGCAAUACUAAUCUCUCAAAGUGAUGAUGAUUUACAACGUAUGCUGCACCGAUUCAACAUAAUCGCCUGAAAAUUUAACAUGUUAAUUUCCUCCCAAAAGAAGCAUGGUUAUAACAGCAGAUCCAAUAAGAUGUAAAUUGGAGCUGGAAGGUCAGAUAAUAAAACAAGUGAUGGAGUUUAAAUACCUAGGCAUCACACUAUCCAGCUACGGAAGGCUCGAAACAGAAGUGGAAGAUCAAGUGAAUAGAGCAAACAGAGCUGCAGGUUGCCUGAAUGACACAAUAUGGAGAAAUAAAAAUAUCGGAAAAGAAAUGAAAGGCAGAAUUUACCAAACAGUCAUCAGACCAAUAAUGACAUACGCGGCAGAAACACGACCCGAUACAGAGAGAACAAAAAGAUUGCUCGAAACAGCAGAGAUGAAAACCCUUCGAAAAAUCGAUGGUAAGACUCUGUGGGACAGACGGAGAUGCAAGGUGUAUAACAUUAAUAACUGGGUAAGAAACAUAAGAAUAUAAUGGAAUGACCACAUAAGCCGAAUGACAACAAAUAGGAUAGUCAGGGCAGCGAGAGACGGUUCCCCAAUAGGAAGACGAUCAGUGGGAAGACCACGAAAACGAUGGAAUGACAACUUACUAGAGGCACAUUGAAAAAAACAGACACAGUCAUGUAUAUUCAAAAAGAAGAAAAUGAAGAAGACAUUAUCUGUGUAGGAGCGACUAGCUCUAAAUACACCUUGUUAUUUAUAUUUGUAUUAAUUAUAUUCGAACUCUAUUAAUACUCUUAUGCCUGGUUGCACCAACAAAUCUUAAGCUCCAGCUUAGCCCAGCUGAGCCCCUAGAUCCAUAAUUUAUCGAUUUUUAUCUAAGCGCAUCUUAACUGAGACGAAGUUUAAGAUGUAGUCCACGUGGCAAUCCAUUUUUUCACGCAGAAAAUUGAUCUAAGAAUCAAUAGUGCAACGCGUAUGUUUAAUAAGCUGAGCUUAAAGCACGUCUUAAGCUUAAGAUCUGUUGGUGCAACCAGGCAUUAGUAUUAAGAUACAUCUACUGACCAUACUUGUUACUGAAAUUUCUCUGUAAUUUUCAGUAGGUAUUUCUCUUCUUUCUUGAGUGUUCCCAUCCAUGACAUUUUACUGCCUAUAUUAUAAAAUAAGAACUUAAUUAACUCGAACAUUUCGUUUCCGAAAUUAUUCUUUUCGACCAGGAAAUAAAGAUUUUUUCCAAAAUCUUAAUAAUUUAUAGCAAUCAUUGUAGAAAAGAAAUGUUUACACUAUUAAUAUUUAUGAAAACGUACUAAAAUUGUACACUUACCAAAUAAAUAUGAUAUCCCGUUCGAAACAUUUUCUUGCCACGCCGCUGUUCCAAAGUAAAGUUAAACUUGUUUUCGUGUUUAUCAGUGCAUAUGUUUGUGUUAAAUUUAUUCACCACCGCUGGUUUAAUUUAAUUAAAAAUGAGAAAACUGCCGAUUGAUUUUUGUUGGUAGGUUACUUUGUUUUUAUGGAAUUAUUUAAAAACUGUCUGAAAAUAUUUUAUAAAAUUAAUACAUACAGAAUAUCAUCGAGAACUUUUGUAAUUAUUAGACUGAAACGCAGAAAAAGUUGUGGUAAAAGUAUUUUUUUAGCGAACUACAAAAAGUUUUGAAAGUUGAUACUAAUAUAGAUAUUUUUUUCUAUUUUUAUGAUAUUUGUGCUUGGCUUAUCUUUUUAUAAUAGAAUGCCGCAUUAUUUAGGCUGUGUUCAUGAAAGUUCUUUAAUUUUUUUCGUUUCUUUUAUAUGACAGCAAAAUUAAUCAGAUGCUGUGUUUUCUCUAUAAAUUCGGUAAAAUGCUCUUUACAUUGGUUUAUAAUAUUUCUUCACAUGUAAGGGUUUAAAAGAAAACUAUACAGUGUGUCAAUUUGAAAAGUGGCCACCCUCUAUAAUUUGGUCAAAAAUAUGCAAAAAAUAUGCACGUCAAAUUUAUUUGUGAGGGGAAUAUUUUGUAGACCAAUUUUCAACUAAAUUACAUCAACCCUUUAGCGGGAGCUAUUACAUCCCUCAAAAUAUUUAUUAUAAAAAGGGGUUGAGUGACACCUCAUUUUAAAGGUCGUUUUAUAUAUAUAGCAUUUGACCUUGCAUGCGGAUCUGCCAAAAUUUUAUUUUUCUGCCAAUAGUAGUGUAAAUUUAAAAUCUCGUGUGAAUUCUGUCGUUGCGUUAGCCGCCGCGCCGUCCUGAUUUAAAGGAGGACCAUUUUUGCACAAUAUCUCAGCCAUUUUCAACUUUUAAACAAAAAGUGUGAUGACUGAUUUUUCUCGAAGAGUUGAAAAUGGUCGAGAUAUUGAGCAAAAACCGCCAUCUUGGUUUCGCUUUAAAAUCAAUAUGGCGGCUAAGGAAGCGUUCAAGUAUUACGUAACGCAAUUUUUGAAGAUUUUUGACCCCCCCCCCAUAUAACGCACCGUAACGUUUUUAUGUACCCCCCUCCCCCUAUCUAAACGUUACGUAACACCCAAGUGACCAUUUGAACCUAAAUGGAACCUAAAUUUCGCAAGAAAGCUUGCGAAAAGUACCGGAAACUCGGUAAAAGAACUUUGUUAUUAUUUUAAUCGCAUUUAAGGUAAUAAAAAAAACUCACAAUCAUCAUCCAGCCUCAAAAGUCCACUGCUGAACAUAGGCCUCCUCCCAUCGUUUCCAACCACGUAUAUCCUGCGCCGCUCUCAUCCAGUUUUUAUUUAGCUUUUUUACGUCGUAUGUCCAUCUUGUAGGCGAUCGACCGACGCUUCUCUUGUCUUCUCUUGGCCUCCAUUCCAAUAACCCUUUUGUCCAUCGCCCUUCUGUCAUUCUGGCUAUGUGUCCUGUCCAUCUCCACUUCAACCUGGCUAUCCUUUUGAUGACGUCAGUCACCUUUGUUCUUCUCCUGAUUUCUUCGUUUUUGAUUUUGUCUCGCAGAGUUAUUCCUAACAUUGACCGAUCCAUUCUUCUCUGCGUGACUCUUAGUUUGGUAGCCGAGGCUUUAGUUAAGGUAUGUGUUUCUGAUCCGUACGUCAAGACUGGGAGGACGCACUGGGAGGAUGAUGGGAGAUGUGGGCAACUCACUUUUAAAAGUCUCUCUCAGUUUUCCAAAUGCUGUCCACCCAAGAACGUUUCUUCUUUUUAGUCCAUGUGUCUGGUUAUCCCUGCCAAUCGUAAUUUCAUGUCCCAUGACCUGAAAUAUGUCCAAAACUUACAAUAAUAAUCUUUUAAAAUCUAAUUUUACAUUUACAUUUUCCCUGCUUGGCCAUAUACUUACAUACAUUUUUGGCUUCAUCCUUUAUUGUUCUUCUCAUGGAUUCUUCUAUUUUAUCUUUUUUAAUAAAAAGUUAAAAUAAAAUAACAUAUUUAUUAUUUCAACAUUUUAUUUUGCUUAGUAAAAAUUUUUGUAUAACAAAUAAUAUACGAUGUUGCCAGUAGUUUCGGAAAAAUAGUGAAAAAAAUGUGUAAAACUUUUUGUUCUUCAACGCCCUGUAUCGUGAAAACGCAUGCCGUUGCAAAAAUUUUAUACUAAGCAAACCCCAAUUAUUUUUCAGUUUUUCACCUAUCUUAGAGAACGUGUUACCUUUUUCUGAAACACCCUGUAUAUAUUAGAAGGCACUUAUGGAAUACAAUUAUUUCUGUGUACAAUACAAUAUAAAAAUGUGUACUUUUUAAACAUAAAUUCAAAUGUACAGGGUGAUUCAUCGUAGUUCAUAAGCUUUAUUUUUUAACACCCUGUAUAUUUUUAUAUUUUUAAAGCUGCUUAACAAUCUGAUUUCAUGGUCUUUAUGAAUAAUACAGGGUGAUCAUUUAAAAUUAUAAUGUAUGGAAACCACUUAUGGAAUAAAAUUGUUUUUGUCAUGUGUCAUUAUUUUAGAAAAUUAUAAAAACGCUAGGAUACGUCAACUUUUAAAUUCAACUAUGGACUAUUUAAACAUAAAUUUGAAUAUACAGGGUGAUUCACUCAAGUCUAGCAUAGUCCAUUAUCUUUAAUUUUAAUUAAACACCCUGUAUAUUUUUGUUUUUAGAAGCUGCUUAACAACCUCAUCUCAAAAAUGUGUAUUAUGUAGGGUCUAUUAUGAAUAAUGCGAGAUGAAAUUUUUAAAUUAUCUAUAAUUUUCGUCAAGAUAUUAAUCACAUAAAACUUUGAAAUUAAUCAUUCAGGAAUCACACUUUCAAUAAGGGUAUUAUUAUUUUUUUAAAUAUCUAUCAAUUUUCUAAACUAAGUAGGUAUCAGUAUAGUGCCUUUUUGCUGCACAUUGCAUAUUUUGGGAAAAGAAGUAAGUGUCCGAAUAAUUUUGCAGACAAAUAGUUUUUCUUUCAAAAAUAUUUUCAAAAGUAUCAGGAUAUUUCAGAUCUUUCUAUCUUGCCUUGCAGACUUAUCUUGAUUAUAAAAUAAUGUAUUUUUUAAUACUGUUUCCCCUUUCUUUUGCUAUAACUAUCACGCAGAAGUCAAACAACUUUAAAUUUUUUAUUGAAUUUUUUAUUUUUUUUAUAUUCAAAUUAAUGAAUUAGAUGAUAUUCUGUAUAUUUAAUUAUUAUAUAUUACUCUCCAUUUUAUGAAUGCAUAAAGUUGACUUAACUUUCUGACUUAGUAACACUUAUUUCACCCAUAUAUCACACGCAAAGAAAGAAAGUUAACAUUUGUGCAUGUAGCGCUUAUAUUUUUAGUAAAAAGAGAUAUAUAAAUAUUUAUUUGUACUCACAUACGUGAGCAUAUAGUUUGGGAUAUAAUGUUAAGUCAAUAACAGUUACUAUACCAGUAGAACGAGUCUAUUUAGAUUUUGUAAUAUCCGAGCAGUAUAGCUGUUGUAUCAAUUUUGAGUUCUGUGAAAAUAUAAAAUACAACAUUCCACUUAAAGUAUAUAUUAUAGCCGAUUCACAUCAGUUUCCCCACUCGAUAGGAUUGUAACAUUUGUAGAAAUUUGUAAAUAUUUCUUGUAUAUUUUGGGACUCUUUUGGCCAACCAAAGUUUUUUAGAAUUGAAGAAAAUUUCUAUAUUAUCUCUUAAAGUGUACUAUAUUGUAUAUUAUGUUUAUAAACUAUUUAUAAUUUAUUAUUGUAUAUAGGUAAAACCGAUACAAGUUUCAUUAUGUAUUUAUUACGAAUACCUUCUUUCAAACACUGAAUCACUUUUAGAAAUCAUAGAAUGUUGUUCUAAAUACCAUUUUUGUCUAAUAAUAAAAGUACUUUGAUCAUCCCUUUCAUUUGACAUUUACGUGUGAUUGAUUCUCUAUUUUUUUUGUUUUUAUAGAAAACUUGCCUUUAAUCUUCUUUUGGUAAUUAAGCUGUUAGAUACC
Diabrotica virgifera virgifera (western corn rootworm) is the source of this 10166-nucleotide messenger RNA. RefSeq lists its product as uncharacterized. The record is from RefSeq and is a predicted model, not a curated record. Bases 377 to 1570 code for a protein of 397 amino acids. NCBI's taxonomy places the organism in Eukaryota, Metazoa, Arthropoda, Insecta, Coleoptera, Chrysomelidae. The transcript is spliced from 6 exons.